ACAAUGAUUCCACUUGUCCUGCUCUGUGGUUGUAUUUGAUCACUGUAUAAGAGAUCAUAGAAAUGGCAUAAUCUAAAGUAGUGAGAUUUUUCAAGCCAUGUAGUUUAGUGACUUGUGAAAUGGGCUAAGGAAUCUAAUUUCAAAUGGGUAAAAAGAAAAAAAUAACCCAUUUUGCUUUAAUUUUCUAUGUCAGUGUUUUAAAGGUAAAUCAGAAUCAUCCAAAUUUUUUAUUCGAAAGAAAGUUAAAAAUAAUAUGGAAAGACUGCUGGAUACCGAAGAUGAACUUAGUGACAUUCAGACUGACUCAGUCCCAUCAGAAGUUCGGGACUGGUUGGCUUCUACCUUUACACGAAAAAUGGGGAUGACAAAAAAGAAACCUGAGGAAAAACCAAAAUUUCGGAGCAUUGUACAUGCUGUUCAGGCUGGAAUUUUUGUAGAAAGGAUGUACAGAAAAACAUAUCACAUGGUUGGUUUGGCAUAUCCAGCAGCUGUUAUAGUAACAUUAAAGGAUGUUGAUAAAUGGUCUUUUGAUGUGUUUGCCCUAAAUGAAGCAAGUGGAGAGCAUAGUCUGAAGUUUAUGAUUUAUGAACUAUUUACCCGAUAUGAUCUUAUCAACCGUUUCAAGAUUCCUGUUUCUUGCCUAAUUGCCUUUGCAGAAGCUUUAGAAGUUGGUUAUAGCAAGUACAAAAAUCCAUAUCAUAAUUUGAUUCAUGCAGCUGAUGUCACUCAAACUGUGCAUUACAUAAUGCUUCAUACAGGUAUCAUGCACUGGCUUACUGAACUGGAAAUUUUAGCAAUGGUUUUUGCUGCUGCCAUUCAUGAUUAUGAGCAUACAGGGACUACAAACAACUUUCACAUUCAGACAAAGUCAGAUGUUGCCAUUUUGUAUAAUGAUCGUUCUGUCCUUGAGAAUCACCAUGUGAGUGCAGCUUAUCGACUUAUGCAAGAAGAGGAAAUGAAUAUCUUGGUAAAUGUAUCCAAAGAUGAUUGGAGGGACCUUCGGAACCUAGUGAUUGAAAUGGUUUUAUCUACAGACAUGUCAGGUCACUUCCAGCAAAUUAAAAACAUAAGAAACAGUUUGCAGCAGCCUGAAGGGAUUGACAGAGCCAAAACCAUGUCCCUGAUUCUUCACGCAGCAGAUAUCAGUCACCCAGCCAAAUCCUGGAAGCUGCACUACCGGUGGACCAUGGCUCUGAUGGAGGAGUUUUUCCUACAG
Molecule: messenger RNA, 1216 nt
Organism: Carlito syrichta (Philippine tarsier)
Lineage: Eukaryota; Metazoa; Chordata; Mammalia; Primates; Tarsiidae
Gene: PDE1A
Product: phosphodiesterase 1A
Exons: 9
Biological process (GO): signal transduction
Molecular function (GO): 3',5'-cyclic-nucleotide phosphodiesterase activity
Source: RefSeq, a predicted model, not a curated record